Uloborus diversus is the source of this 4720-nucleotide messenger RNA. It is a transcript of the gene Baldspot, whose product is annotated as elongation of very long chain fatty acids protein 6-like. Bases 260 to 1105 code for a protein of 281 amino acids. Gene Ontology annotation, biological process: very long-chain fatty acid biosynthetic process; fatty acid elongation, monounsaturated fatty acid; sphingolipid biosynthetic process. NCBI's taxonomy places the organism in Eukaryota, Metazoa, Arthropoda, Arachnida, Araneae, Uloboridae. Gene Ontology annotation, molecular function: fatty acid elongase activity. The record is from RefSeq and is a predicted model, not a curated record. Gene Ontology annotation, cellular component: endoplasmic reticulum membrane. The transcript has 2 exons.
UUAGGGCUGUGAUAGUACAACGAAAUCACGUGAUUUUUUGAUGAUAGAAUAUAAUUGCCAACGUAAUCGGCACUUGCAGCUAGUGACUUUUGAGUUUCCUUAGACAAGAAACAGUAGAGCAUCGCGUGAACCACGGAACAUACGGGUUUGGUGUUCGAAGCACCACGUUACCUCAGUAGAGUUAGGCUUACGUUGACACCGAACGUUCCUUUUCCUGUCAUUUAAAUCAUAGAGGUUGACUAGGAAGCAGCAGUUCAAGAUGAAUAUGCCAUCGCUGAUUAGCGAUCUACGGGAAUCGCCAACGUCUCCCAAUUAUUCCAUAGUCUUUGCUUUCGAGAGGAAUUUCGACAAAAGCUUGAAACGGGAGUGGAUGAUUCAACACUGGCAUCAGGCUUUUUAUUAUAUAGGUUUAUACAUGUUAAUGAUCUUCGGUGGUCAAGCUUACAUGCAAUCAAGACCCAGGUUUGAACUUCGAAGGACUUUAGCCGCAUGGAAUGUGUUCUUAGCAGCCUUUUCCAUUUUCGGAUUGUGUAGGACCCUUCCGGAAUUGGCUCAUGUGCUUAAAGAAUUUGGUUUCACCCAUUCUGUCUGUAAUCCUAGUUUCAUCGAAGAAGUAAAAGUCAGCGGCUUCUGGACAUGGAUGUUUACCCUAUCUAAAGUUCCUGAGCUGGGAGAUACCGUAUUUAUUGUCCUCCGCAAGCAGCAGCUGAUAUUUCUUCAUUGGUAUCAUCACAUCACCGUGUUGCUGUUCACGUGGUACAGCUACACGGAGCACAUCGCCCCCGCCAGGUGGUUUGUCGUCAUGAAUUACUUCGCCCAUUCCAUGAUGUACACCUACUACGCCAUGAGGGCCAUGCGGAUCAAGAUGCCUCGGUUUGUAGCCAUACUAAUCACAACUUCACAGAUACUGCAAAUGGUGGCAGGUUGCUUCGUCAGCUACUUCGGCUACUUGACCAGGCGGAAUGGCGAGUUUUGCCAACUGCCAGACAACAUUGCCAAUUACGCUUUGCUCAUGUACUUUUCAUACUUUGUGCUGUUCGCGCGGUUCUUCUACAACACUUAUCUCUCGCCGCCUUUAUCCAUCAAGGCCAAAAAAUUAGACUAAUGCUACUCUAGUUUAAGUUGAAAAAAUAACACUUAGGACAAAAUAAAGUUUUUCACCUCGAAGUAAAUAUCUCAUGAUGUUUCUAGAGAUCAUUGUUUAGGUCUUCAGUGUUCGUUCGUAACUAUUGCAAGCUGCCAAGAGAAGUGACUGUUCUAUUAGCCUCUGUGAUUGUUUAUUAUUCAAUGAGCAUUUGGCUUAGUAUUUUUGAAGGUUUUUCUUCAUUUUUAACUGUUUUUUGAACAAGAUGCUUUAAAUUGUUCAAGUUUUAAGAAUUUUUUAAAUUAGCUUUGUAUUUUAUACUCAGGUAUUGACAGCUUCAAAUUUUGCACACAAAUAAAGAUAAGUUAAAAAGUUUUGCACAUUCCAAAAACAACUUCAGAAAUCAACAAAUUCUAUUAUAUUCGAAUAACUAGAUACUAAUAUUAAAAGAAGUAUCAAAUUUCUGCAUGUGCGUUUGUUAAAUAUUAGACAAGCUUUGAAGAUUAGAAAUUUUACGAUUUUAAGAAUACAAUUUGAAAGAAGAUUAAACUUUAGUUUGCUUCAAAUUGAUUUUGUUCGAAAUAGAUAAAUUAUUUAAUGAGUAAUGACAGUAAUGUUGAAUUUUCUUUUUGUAAAGCGUGGUUGAUUCGUGGUUUUCUCGAAAAGUUGAAUUUUUUUUAUUGUUUGCAAUACUGUUAUUCCUUUAUUUGUUGAUUGAUUUGUUUACGUUUUUUUUUUAAACUUAGAACAGUAUACAGGGUGUUUAGAAAAUCUUAAACUGUUUUUAUCAAAAUAUUUUUUUAAGGUCAACAAGAUAUACAUUGGAUUUAACUUUUUAAGAAUUUCCCCCCCCCCCCCUUUUUGUGACCAACUUCCCCAAGUGCACCAAAAAGAAGAGCCCAAAUGCUAAACUUUAAAUGUUGAAAAUUACAAUGUGUAUCUUUUGUUCUUCAAAUAUUAAAGUUUCUUCAGCACCCUGUAUAAUUAGUUGUAAUUAUUUUUUCCUUUACAUUUGUAUCAACAAGUGGUAAUUUUCUCCUCAAACUGAUUUUGACAUUGGUAAAUUUUUAGUUUACACAGUAUUUGGAUACAUUUUUAAUAGAAUUUCGCAUCACAUUUUAAUUUGAAAGAUACAAUCAUUUUUAUCGAAAAACAUUGACAUUAUGUGUAUGUAUAUAUAUUUAAAUCUGUAACAUAAAAGCAAGCAACGAGUUCUUAAUUCUUAAAUUUCGUCUGAAAUAAUAAUAAUAUUCGUUACAAAUUCCUUACGUUUUAGCUUUAAUAUAAUCUAGUUUUUUAAGAUACUUUACUUUUUUUUAAAGUUAAGUUUAAAUAUUCAUCGAUUUAAGCAGUAUAGAUUGUUUAUUUGUUUUAAUAUUUAAAUUGUAUCUUAACUAGGUUUUAACAGUGUAGUUCUCACACUGCGGACAAAAAGUAGUUUGCUUGUUGAUCCAUGAAAAGGUACCAAUUAAAACUGAGUAGUAGAAAAUGUAUUAAAAUUUUUGGCUUUGAGACAGUAAUUAACUGGAUAUUUAAAUGUAUGGAAAAUUUACUUGUAAUCUGUAUUGCCAAUGUGCUGCAUGCCUGAUGCCACACAUGGUAUGUAAGUUUUCAGAAUUAUUGUCAUUUAUCUGUUUAAGUUUGAACGCAUAAAAUUUGCUCAGUUUUUUGAACAAAUGGACAAAUGCAUAUGUUUCAAUAUUGAAAAUACAUCGACAUUUGUUCCUUUCAUGUCUGAAAAAUUAUUCAGUCGGACCUCUAUUUUGCGAUCUUUUUUCUGUAAAAAGUCUUUCAAUAGUUUAUUAAAUAGAGAUGAAUUUUAAUUUGAAAACUAUUUUCGUUUCUUCAAUCAAUCAGUUUUAAACAUAAGUGAAAACUGCAUGUUAAAUUUCCUGUUGGAAGGCAACCCUUUGCACCGGCCUUGUGUGCACAGACCGAGAGGCAUAUAAACAAUCUUUACUCAGCUAGGGACCUUGUAAUAGAUUGGGAACUCCUGAUUGGUCAUCGAAGUAGAUGCGUCAUCCGUGUUUUUAUCCCAUCAAACAGAUGUGAACAAACUUCGCUCUUCAGAGUUCUGAAUUCACGUUUGGGUGCUUUUGCUCCCCUCCCCUCUUUGAAUUAUGAUUAUUAGACAGUGUUUCAAAAUUAAACAAUAAUUAGAGCAUGCAAAACAAGGUAUAACGAAAUUGAUGACAUUUUUAACUGUUAGCAAAUCAGCAGUCUUCAAACUUCCUUAUGGUCUCUAUCAAAGUAAAGGUUGUUUAGAUGCAGCCGAGAUACCGCAGUGAAAUCAAACUGAAUUUUCUAAGUACUGAUUGUUGCAGAAGCUAAUCGCAAGUUGUUUUUUAGAAAAGUUUCGUAACAUCGAGAAUGAUAUCACUUGUAUACACUUCAUUCAUUCAAUAUUAGAGUUGCUUCUUAGGAAUAGGUUUGCUUUUUUAAGUUAAACAUUAGCAGUAUAGAGGUCCAACUGAACCUUUAAAUUGCAGGUAACUUAUGUUCUGACAAAAUCUAGUUUGAGAGAAUGAUUUGUAUUAAACACUUUUUCCCAAUACCACAUCCCACCUAUACGAAAUAGCCAUUUAAUUAUAGGCUAUCGUUAGGACAUUUCAUAGCCUUAAGAUUAAAUGCUUUUUGGAUAAUCAAGCUAACGCUGGUAGAAUUUGACGGAGUAAAUUUCCUGCAUGUUACAAAGUCGGGUGGAAGCUUUUGAUGUAUAGUUGCUUCCCUUGUCAUUGGUCCUUUUUAUAGCUCUGUAGUGUGAUGUACUUCUGAAUGCAGGUCCUUUUUAUAGCUCAGGGUCCCUAAUCUCGAUUCACUUCACUCGGUGUAAAUCAGCACCUUAACAUAAGUUAAUUAAGCGCUGAUGUGUGAAAGAUCUUUUUCACUACUUUACUUAGAAAGUAGUGUUUUAUUUUAUUUUUAAACCAAAUGAACAGAGACGCUGGUUCACGCAAAGUGAAGUGAAUCGUAUAGAGUGAAGCGAGAUUAGGAAUCGUGUGGUGUGGUGUGUUUCUGAAUGCAUGUCCUUUUUAUAGCUCAGAGUCCCUAAUCUCGAUUCAUUUCACUCCGUGUAAAUCAGCAUCUUAACCUAACAAGUGAACUAGGUGUUGAAAUGUGAUAGAUCUCUUUCAAAGACUUUCCAAGUGAAAGUAGUAGUGUUUUAUUUUAGUUUUAAAUCAAAUGAAUAGACACUGGUUCUCGUGGAGUGAACGAGAUCAGGAACCGUGUGAUGUGGUGUCUUUCUGAAUGCAUGUCCUUUUUAUAGCUCUGAGUCCCUAAUCUCGCUUCACUUGGUCAGUCACUUCACUCCGCGUGAAUCGGUGCCUUAAUAUAAUGUCCCUUUCAGAAUUGAAGUUAACAAAGAUGAAGUUUUUGUUACCGAGUGAACCAAGAUGCUGAUUCACGCGGAGUGAAGUGAAUCGGAUAAGAGAGUAGGGGUCCUGUAGUGUGAUGUAUUUCUGAAUGCAGCGCACAAUCUGUUUAAAAUUUUGUGUAAAAUUAUUCUCCGAUUGUGUGUUAAUGUUUCAGUAUAUUUUGUGUUGAAAUUUGUUUGUAUUUCAUUAUCAGAUCUUCCAUUAAACUGUAAUUAUUUUCAUUUCUGAAAAAGAGCUGUUGCGGUGUAUUAUUUUAAGA